AUGAAACGCGUACGCACAGAACAGAUUCAGAUGGCAGUGUCCUGCUACCUCAAGCGCCGUCAGUAUGUGGACUCAGAAGGUCCCCUAAAACAAGGGCUGAGGCUGUGUCAGACUGCUGAAGAAAUGGCAGCUAAUCUCACAGUCCAAGCUGAGUCUGGUUGUGCCAACGUUGUGUCUGCAGCUCCCUGCCUGGCAGAGCCACAGCAAUAUGAAGUACAAUUUGGACGAUUACGCAAUUUCCUCACAGAUUCAGAUUCUCAGCACAGCCAUGAAGUGAUGCCUCUUCUAUAUCCCCUCUUCGUCUACCUCCAUCUGAACAUGGUCCAGAAUGGCCUAAAAAGCACAGUGGACAGUUUUUACAGCCGCUUCCAUGGCAUGUUCUUGCAGAAUGCCAGCCAGAAGGAUAUCAUUGAACAGUUGCAGACUACCAUGACUAUUCAAGAUAUCCUGUCCAACUUGAAGCUCCGGGCUUUUCUGGACAACAAGUAUGUCAUCCGCCUUCAAGAGGACAGCUACAACUACCUUCUUCGCUACCUCCAAAGUGACAACAACAACGCCCUGUGCAAAGUCCUGACCUUGCACAUUCACCUGGAUGUGCAGCCUGCCAAGAGGACGGACUAUCAGCUCUACGCUGGUGGGAGCUCCUCACGCAAUGAGAGCAACGGUCUGGAGCCCAGCGACGUGCCGGCAUCCAUCCUGCAGAACGAGGCAGCACUGGAUUUACUGCAGGACAGCAUUAAACGUGUCAAGGACGGGCCCCCUUCCCUAACCACCAUCUGUUUCUAUGCCUUCUAUAACACGGAGCAGUUGCUGAACACGGCGGAGAUUUCACCAAAUAGCAAGCUGCUGGCUGCUGGGUUCGAUAAUUCGUGUGUCAAGCUGUGGAGCCUGCGUUCCAGGAAGUUAAAGUCUGAGCCCCACCUUGUCGAUGUGUCCCGCAUCCGUUUGGCUUGUGACAUCCUGGAUGAGGAGGAGGAAGAGGAUGACAGCGCAGGCACAGAAAUGAAGAUCCUGAGAGGACACUGUGGACCCGUGUAUAGCACGAGGUUCCUUUCAGACAGUUCAGGACUCUUAUCUUGUUCUGAGGACAUGUCCAUCAGAUAUUGGGACCUCGGAAGUUUCACAAACACUGUGCUGUACCAAGGACAUGCCUAUCCAGUCUGGGAUUUGGAUAUUAGCCCCUGCAGCCUGUACUUUGCCAGUGGCUCCCACGAUCGCACUGCAAGGCUCUGGUCGUUCGAUCGGACGUACCCACUGCGAAUAUACGCAGGCCAUUUGGCGGACGUGGACUGUGUCAAGUUCCACCCCAAUUCCAACUACUUAGCCACGGGCUCCACGGACAAAACUGUGCGUCUGUGGAGCACUCAGCAGGGCAACUCGGUGCGUCUGUUCACCGGGCACCGCGGCCCUGUGCUAGCGCUUGCCUUCUCUCCCAACGGUAAGUACCUGGCAUCAGCAGGUGAAGACCAGCGGCUAAAGCUGUGGGACUUGGCAUCAGGAACACUUUACAAAGAGCUGAGGGGGCACACGGACAACAUAACCAGCCUUACUUUUAGCCCUGACAGUAGUCUAAUUGCUUCAGCGUCGAUGGACAAUUCAGUUCGGGUCUGGGACAUUCGGAACACUUACUGCAACGCCCCUGCGGAUGGGUCUUCCAGUGAACUGGUUGGUGUAUAUACCGGACAAAUGAAUAAUGUACUGAGCGUACAGUUUAUGGCCUGUAAUCUUCUUCUAGUGACUGGAAUUGCACAAGAAAAUCAGGAACAUUAAUUUUUUUUUUUGUCUUAGGGAUGCGGGUGGGUGUAUUGAAUGCCAGAGUCCAUUGCAAGCUGAGAUUACUGACUGUGAAACACUUUUCUUCCUCUGCCCCCUUGGAAGGUGUGUUGAGAGUGAUGCAAAUGCUUUAAGAUGUCACAAAAAGGCCUGCGCUGUUGAACAGAAUGAGGAAAAAGGGAGGAGUGAUGAAAAUACAUACACAUUCUCAUCUUCUAGGAAUGGGAAAA
Messenger RNA from Acanthisitta chloris (rifleman), 2003 nucleotides. RefSeq names its product TAF5-like RNA polymerase II, p300/CBP-associated factor (PCAF)-associated factor, 65kDa (gene TAF5L). Lineage: Eukaryota; Metazoa; Chordata; Aves; Passeriformes; Acanthisittidae. The record is from RefSeq and is a predicted model, not a curated record. The transcript is spliced from 4 exons. Gene Ontology annotation, cellular component: histone acetyltransferase complex; nuclear protein-containing complex. The coding region runs from base 1 to 1770 and encodes 589 amino acids. Gene Ontology annotation, molecular function: protein binding; transcription coactivator activity. Gene Ontology annotation, biological process: regulation of DNA-templated transcription.